Messenger RNA from Numida meleagris (helmeted guineafowl), 2122 nucleotides. RefSeq lists its product as uncharacterized. The record is from RefSeq and is a predicted model, not a curated record. The coding region runs from base 974 to 2122 and encodes 382 amino acids. The transcript has 3 exons. NCBI's taxonomy places the organism in Eukaryota, Metazoa, Chordata, Aves, Galliformes, Numididae.
UGAUUGGAUGCUGCAGAGGAAGGGGCAGGGGCGAAGGGAGGGGCUGGCUGUGAUUGGGUGGUGCAGAGGAAGGGGCGGGGCUAAGAGAGGCGGGGGGGUAUCUGUGGGGCAGGUGCAUCUGUGGGGCAGAUUAUCUGUGGGGCAGAGGUGUAUCUAUGGGGCAGGAGUAUGUAUGGGGGAGAAAUACCUAUGGGGUAGGUGUAUCUGUGGGGCAGGUGUAUCUAUGGGGCAGAUAAUCAGUGGGGCAGGUGUAUCUAUGGGGCAGGUGUAUCUAUGGGGCAGGUNCAGUGGGGCAGGUGUAUCUAUGGGGCAGGUGUAUCUAUGGGGCAGGUGUAUCUAUGGGGCAGGUUGUCAGUGGGGCAGGUGUAUCUAUGGGGCAGAUACCUGUGGGGUAGGUGUAUCUGGGGCUGAGUGUGGGGCAGAUACAUCUGUGGGGCAGAGAUGUAUCAGUGGGGCAGGUAUACUUAUGGGGCAGGUUAUCUAUGAGGCGGGUGUAUCUGUGGGGCAGAUUAUCUAUGGGGCAGGUUAUCAGUGGGGCAGGUUACCUAUGGGGCAGGUGUAUCUGCAGCAGGUGUAUCUAUGGGGCAGGUGUAUCUAUGGGGCAGGGGUAUCUAUAGGGCAGAGGUAUCUAUGGGGCAGGUUGUCAGUGGGGCAAGUGUAUCUAUGGGGCAGGUUAUCAGUGGGGCAGGUUACCUGUGGGGCAAGUGUAUCUGCAGCAGGUGCAUCUAUGGGGCAGAUAGUCAGUGGGGCAGGUGUAUCUGUGGGGCAGGUAUUCAGUGGGGCAGAGCGAUAUCUGUGGGGCAGAUGUAUCUACGGGACGGAUGUAUCUAUGGGGCAAUUUAUCUAUGGGGCAGAGAAUCAAUGGGGCAGGGGUAUUUACAAGGCAGGUGUGGGGGGGGGCAGAUAAGUGGGGCACGUGUAUCUAUGGGGCAGAGAGUCUGUGGGGCAGAGAAGCAGUGGGGCAGAUAUAUCUAUGGGGCAGAGGUAUGUAUGGAGCAGUUGUAUCUAUGGGGCAGGGGUACGUGUGGGGCAGAGAAGCAGUGGGGCAGGUGUAUCUAUGGGGCAGGUGUACAUGUGGGGCAGGUGUACAUGUGGGGCAGGGGUAUCUAUGGGGCAGGGGUAUCUGUGGGGCAGGUGUAUUUGUGGGGCAGAUGUACAUGUGGAGCUCUUACCUGUAUGGGGCAGGUGUAUCUAUGGGGCAGGGGUAUGUGUGGGGCAGGUGUACGUGUGGGGCAGGUGUAUCUAUGGGGCAGGUGUAUCUAUGGGGCAGGGGUAUGUAUUGGGCAGGUGUAUGUGUGGGGCAGGGGUAUCUAUGGGGCAGAUGUAUCUAUGGGGCAGGUGUAUCUAUGGAGCAGGUGUACCUAUGGGGCAGAGGUAUGUGUGGGGCAGGUGUACAUGUGGGGCAGGUGUAUGUAUGGGGCAGGUGUACGUGUGGGCAGAUGAUCUAUGGGGCAGGGGUAUCUAUGGGGUAGGUGUAUCUAUGGGGCAGGUGUACAUGUGGGGCAGGUGUAUCUAUGGGGCAGGUGUACAUGUGGGGCAGGUGUAUCUAUGGGGCAGAAGUAUGUGUGGGGCAAGGGUAUCUAUGGGGCAGGUGUAUCUAUGGGGCAGCUGUAUCUAUGGGGCAGGUGUACGUGUGGGGCAGGUGUAUCUAUGGGGCAAGUGUACGUGUGGGGCAGAGAAGCAGUGGGGCAGGUGUACAUGUGGGGCAGGGGUAUCUAUGGGGCAGGGGUAUCUAUGGGGCAGGUGUACAUGUGGGGCAGGGGUAUGUGUGGGGCAGAGAAGCAGUGGGGCAAGUGUAUCUAUGGGGCAGAUGUACCUAUGGGGCAGUUGUAUCUAUGGGGCAGGGGUACGUGUGGGGCAGAGAAGCAGUGGGGCAGGUGUACGUGUGGGGCAGGGGUAUCUAUGGGGCAGGUGUAUCUAUGGGGCAGGUGUAUCUAUGGGGCAGGUGUACGUGUGGGGCAGGUGUAUCUAUGGGGACAUGACCCCCAGUGUCACUUGUGGGGCGGGAUACGGCCCCCAGCAUCACUUGUGGGUCGCUAUGGGGAGGGACGUGCCCCCAAGUGCCACUUGUGGGGCAGGACAUAGCUCCCAACGGCACUUGUGGGUCGCUAUGGGGCAGUGA